Lachnellula hyalina is the source of this 2871-nucleotide messenger RNA. It is a transcript of the gene ftp105, whose product is annotated as Ubp5-interacting protein. The transcript is spliced from 10 exons. Gene Ontology annotation, cellular component: Golgi trans cisterna; Golgi medial cisterna; membrane. Bases 1 to 2871 code for a protein of 956 amino acids. Lineage: Eukaryota; Fungi; Ascomycota; Leotiomycetes; Helotiales; Lachnaceae. The record is from RefSeq and is a predicted model, not a curated record.
AUGGGAGCCUCCGACUCGAAGCUUGUAUUCAAGCGCGGCAUCUUCAAGCUCUCAGAAUCCCAAGCCAUUGCCGCAGAUGAUCCCUACUGGGCUUCCUUCUGGGAACUCCCCGAAUCUGCCGAAGAUAUCUUCAGUCUCUUCUCGCCCGCCGAUAUCAGGCGCACCCGCGAUACAGCGCUGGAGAACCUCGAGACGCUGGUCCUGGCUGUCACAAGUCGAUUGUUUAUACUCAGACACCACCCUUCGUUUCCGGACCCCGAGUUUGCGCCCGAGAAGGAUGCGUUGAAUUGUAUAAGGGUUUUGACACGCAUUCUGCCGUUUGUGUAUGAGGCGGAGCAGCUGCAGGAGUGGGAGGAUAAGUUCUUUUGGGGGGUGAGGAGGAAGCGGACACGGAAAGCAUCGCUGGCUAGAGAUGUGCUGUUCGAUGAAUCGCAAGAAGAAUUGGCGAAGUUGGAGGCUGCAGGGGAGGAGUUCGAGGAAGUCAAACCACUUGCUGAGGAGUUGAUCGAUACGCUGAUCGACCUGCUUUUCUUUGCGGAUUUCACCUUACCUAAACCGCCGAAUAGCAAAAAUAAGGUCUCGUAUGCGAUUUGGUCCAGUGGGGUGGGAUGUAAUACUCCGGUUGGGACGAGUAAGGAGUUUGAGAGUAAUAGGACGGAGAUACUGCGAUUGCUGUUGACGUUGACGAGUCAGAGCAUGUAUCUCUCGGCGAAUAUGCUGCCGGUACAGGGUGUUAAGGCCAUUUCGUAUAUUGUUACCUGUCCGGAUAAGCAGGUUGUGCUUUCAGUUUUGUGUUCGUUGCUAAAUACCACUUUGAAGUACAAUCCGGCGUCUUGGAAAAUCCCAUACAAUGUUCAGGUCUUCAAGGAUCCGAAAUUAAUACUGGUCACAUACUCCCUACAGUUCUUGCUCGUUGUUCUGCUCUACUCGAUACCCGAAUCAGAUCCAACACAUACGAAGAAGAACUAUUUCCGUCAUUUCCUUGGGCGGUUGCAUCGACCCCAAGACUUUCAAUUCAUUACAGAAGGAAUUACCAGAGUUCUAAACUACCCCCUCCAUGCCAGCACCUCCUACAUCACAGGAAACCAGCAGUCAAACAACAAAUUGACUUCGGAAAUGAUAAUGUUCUUUUGGGAGAUGACCCAAUGCAACAAGCGCUUCCGAUCCUUCAUAAUCGAGACAAAUCGAUCCCAUGAUUUUCUCGUCCUGAUAAUUUACUAUGCCAUCGACUACAAGCUCGAUACUUCUAAGCAGGGCAUAGUAAGAAUGUGUGUUUUCAUCUUACAGACACUGAGCGUUGAGCCGACUUUUGGCAAGAACCUCAAUAAGAAGUUUGAGAAUCAAGAAACUCUCCCGCCGACUAUCAGGCUGCAGAACUUCAAUGGAGCGUAUGCUGAUUUCAUCAUUCACUCAAUCUAUAACAUAAUCACAACGAGUCAAGGAAAACUCAGUGCAAUAUAUCCGGCAUUGUUGGCAAUCAUCAACAACGUUGCUGCUUAUCUCGAAAACAUUAGUGCUUCGGCAUCCUCGAAAUUACUUCAACUUUUCUCCUUGAUAUCCUCUCCUGGAUUCUUGCUUGCUAAUGAUAGUAAUCAUGAUCUCCUGACAUCGUUACUGGAGAGCAUGAAUGCCAUUAUUGAGCAUCAAUAUAGUAGUAAGCUAUUAUUCCUUUCUCCCGUUGUUCCGAGAGACUUCCUAAGAAAUGGGGUCAUCCUGUGCUCUAUGGGAUCUUUGGGCUUACUGCUGAAUAUUUCUGUCUCGGAGAUCGCCGUGACAGCUGCAGGACUUCAGUCCAGACAAAAUCCUAACUUCAUUUAUGCCGUCCUUCGUAAUAAGAAGAGAUUUGAAGCCUUACGACACUUCACCCUUGAAAGCGGCCAACAAGAAAUCGAACGCAGAAACAAACGGCAAAAAAAGCAUGCCAAUGCCAAUGACCCUUCCGACUUCAGUGAUAGUAGACGAGGAUCCGCAGAUAGUCUCAGAAGUCCAACUAUAAGCCACUCUCGCGCCCCUGAGCUCAGCGAUGUCCCCGAAGAAGGGACGUUUGCCAUUGGCGACGAUGAAGAUGACGAUGAUACCGAUGAUGAUCAGCCAACUCCUGCGCCAUCGCCCCCUACAGAAGAGCCAUCGCGCGCUUCAUCAAUUUCAGACAGCGUAGAUGAUGCAGUACCGACGCAAUUACGCGGCAUGUCUGAAAAAGCAAGAGGGAAAAUGCCUGCCGGCAUGCCAACUUUCUCCCGCCAGAACAGCACUACAUCCCUCAGCAGCUACACCACAGCAUUCAACUCCACAACCGGCGCCUUCGAGCCCAGCACGCCCUGGAUCGAAACCUGGCUUCCUGAACUCCCACUGCACACUCUCCUCACCUUAAUAUCCCAACUUUCCCCCCUACUCCCUCCCUCUGCAACAUCCACGGACACGCUCUCCCCCUCAGCCCUUCAAGCUCUCCGCACCGCCCACUUAGCCGGCAUAGAACCGUCCGCGAUCCGGAUCCAGUAUUUCGAAUGGUCGCCUUUAUCGUUGGGCUGGUACGAGAGCUUGUUGUGGAGCUUCGUGUUCUUGGGCGAGAUGCAGGUACAGAAGGGUACGGUGGGGGUUUGGAACGGGAGUCAUAUUAAGCUUUUCCGCGUCGAGGCUGUGGCGUCUAUGGGUCCUACGUUGAGUAGUCCGCGGGGGGCGGUCGAUGCGGUGGGGAGUAAUAUCGUUAGUCGAAUUGGGAGUAUGAAUCUGAGGGGUUCGACGGAGGGUGCAGGUGCAGGCGCGGGGAACGGGGAGAAUGAGAGGGAGCGGGUGAGGGAGAGGGAGGUUAGGACUGGGACUGGGGAGCCGGGCGUAGGGACUGGAUUGGGGGGUAGGAGUGCUGUUAUUUAA